Sordaria macrospora k-hell is the source of this 1032-nucleotide messenger RNA. RefSeq lists its product as uncharacterized. Lineage: Eukaryota; Fungi; Ascomycota; Sordariomycetes; Sordariales; Sordariaceae. Gene Ontology annotation, biological process: protein prenylation. The record is from RefSeq and is a predicted model, not a curated record. Gene Ontology annotation, cellular component: cytoplasm. Gene Ontology annotation, molecular function: protein prenyltransferase activity.
AUGUCAAGGGCACUGGACGAAUCCACCAUUGCUGCCUUGGAGGCUGGCAACCCUCAAGCAGCCUAUGAUUCCAUAUCCUCAGUUCUGAUUUCACCACCACCUUCUGGUCGCCUUGAGAUUGAGAUCCUCGGCAAGGGGAUUCCGCUGCCGGAGGGGACAUAUGUGCUUCAAGACGGCAUUUCAGUAGGAGUAUCGAAGCUUGGGCUGGUUCAAGCGUUCCUGAUUGCCCGGAAUAUACUCCAAGAUCACAUCCUCGAUGGCAGCAGUUCCUCAUCAUCACCGCAGACCGAUGACGGCACUUUGUUCGCCGCGACGGCGGUCAUCCUUCUUAUGGAUCCGGAGUUCCUCACUGCUGCGAACACACGGAAGCGACUUAUCCAAAAGCAACUACUAGACGAUAACCAAAUGGCCUGGACCGUGCUGACGAAAGAGAAGGCGUUUCUGGACAGCCUGCUUACCAGUCGAUUGCACCGCCAUACCAAGUCGCCCACUCUCUGGAACCACCGCCGGUGGAUGGUCGGGCAUUACAGCUCGCGGGGCUUGAUGGUGGACGUUGUUGGAGAUAUCAAGAAUGUUGUAUCUGUGGCUGGAGAGCGACAUCCUCGCAAUUACUAUGCAUGGUGUCACGCUCGAUAUCUUGCUGGUAUUUUAGGGAGGGAGGACAGUGAUUACGAGAACCUCGUAAUGGUCAUUAAGCGUUGGUGUUGCGAACACCACAAUGACAUAUCUGGUUGGUCGUUUCUCUACUACCUGCUGGAUAACCUCGGCCGCUCUCGACAGAACACCCAUAUUAUCUCGUCGAGAUUUUCCGAGGUUCUCAACUAUGCCGCAUCUUGUCGUCUCACAAAUGAGUCUGUCUGGGUGUUCCUGAGGACGCUGGCCGCAUCCGGCCGCGUGGGCAAGAAGGAGCUUGAACAGUUCACUGCUCUAGGGGCGCAGUUCCCGGAGCCCCCUUUCGAGGGAUCAACAACCAACCAAAGUGUGUUGCGUUCGGCAAUGGACUGGUACGAGACUUACAGAAGAAACAGUUAG